GCCUGAUGUUUCUGGGCGGGUUCCCUCGCUGCCACUAAGCUUUUUAUCUGCUUUAUAUUGUCCCUAACGGCCACUUUGUUCUAUAAAUUCUAAUUUGCAUCUGUCCCCACGCCACAAGGAACAUGACAUGUGCUGACUUGGGUGCAUGCUGAAGGUAACCUGGAACUUCUGCUGUCUCUGCGGCUGCUGGAGGCUGUGCGCUCUGGGGGACCUUUUGGAGCCAACAGAUCCGAGCCAGGGGAGUGAGUGUGCAGUGGAUCAGGAGAAGGAGCCCCUGUGAGCAGCACCAAGAUGCGGCUGGGAAGCCUGCUGAGGCUGGCUGCUGGAUUUAUAGUGUUCCUGUCCUCCAGUGCAAAUCAGGCUGCGGACAAAGAUGUGAGCCUUGUGACAGUGAAGGAUGCCAGAGCCACCAGGGCUAAGAGAAGGGGUGGAAGUGCUGGAGCAGCGCAUGAUGUGCUCAAAGGGCCCAAUGUUUGCGGAUCUCGUUACAAUGCCUACUGUUGUCCUGGAUGGAAGACUUUACCUGGAGGGAAUCAGUGUAUUGUCCCCAUUUGUCGUAACUCCUGUGGUGAUGGAUUCUGCUCGCGGCCGAAUAUGUGCACAUGUCCAACUGGUCAGGCAGCCCCAUCAUGUGGAUCUAAAUCGGUCCAACACUGUAACGUCAGAUGUAUGAAUGGUGGAACCUGCAGUGACGAACAUUGCCAGUGUCACAAGGGUUAUACAGGGCCGCACUGUGGCCAGCCUGUUUGUGAACAUGGUUGUUUAAAUGGUGGUCGAUGUGUAGCUCCAAACCGAUGUGCCUGCCCGUAUGGCUUUACCGGACCGCAGUGUGAAAGAGAUUACAGGACAGGACCUUGCUUCGCUGUUGUGAGUAACCAAAUGUGCCAAGGACAGCUGAGCGGUAUAGUGUGUACAAAGACUCUGUGCUGUGCAACAGUUGGGAGAGCGUGGGGCCACCCUUGUGAGAUGUGCCCAGCCCAACCACAUCCCUGUCGACGCGGCUUUAUUCCAAACAUCCGAACAGGAGCGUGUCAAGAUGUGGAUGAAUGCCAAGCUAUCCCUGGAAUGUGUCAAGGAGGAAAUUGCAUUAAUACUGUUGGAUCUUUUGAGUGCAAAUGCCCAGCUGGACACAAAUUUAGUGAUCUAACACAAAAAUGUGAAGAUAUUGAUGAGUGUAGCACAAUACCAGGGAUCUGCGAAUCGGGGGAAUGUUCGAACACACCGGGAAGUUACUUCUGCAAAUGCCCACCAGGGUUUUUUACAUCAGCAGAUGGAUCUAGAUGUAUAGAUUUUCGCCCCGGAUAUUGUUUCACAUCCUUAGCUAAUGGGCGCUGUGCCAACCAGCUCCCGCAACUCAUGCCGAAAACACAGUGCUGCUGUGAAACUGGAAGAUGCUGGUCCUCAGGAGUAUCCGCUCCACAUGAAGUAUGCCCGUUGCGUGGGACAGAUGAAUAUCGCAAGCUGUGCACAAUAUCUUGGUCACGUCCUGGUCAAUUUCCCGGUCCAGAGAUAGGACCAGGCCCAGUAUAUCCUCCUCCAAUAGGUCCUGUAGUACCACCUGUCUACCCUCCUGUGUUUCCACCACCACGAUACCCUGGCCCAACUCGUGAUUCUCAUGUUAUUCUCCCAGUAAAUAUAACACAUCUACAGCCGAUAACAGACUACUGUGUGUCAUUCCGUAACCUGUGCAUACACGGCCGUUGCAUUCCCACACCUGGAAGCUAUCGUUGUGAAUGUAACAAAGGAUUCCAAUUAGAUGGAAGAGAAGUAUGCAUUGAUACGGACGAGUGUGAAACAAGUCCUUGCCGUCAUGCAGACUGUGUAAAUACACAGGGAUCAUACAUCUGCAAGUGCUACGCUGGCUUCCAAAGUACAUCAACACGUACAGAAUGCAAAGACAUUGAUGAGUGCUUACAAAAUGGGAGGAUCUGUAACAACGGUCGAUGUGUGAAUACAGAUGGCAGUUUCCACUGUGUGUGCAAUGCAGGUUUCCAAGUGGCGCCUGAUGGGAAGAAUUGUCAAGAUAUGGAUGAAUGCAGUGUGAGAAACAUGUGCUUAAAUGGAAUGUGCAUUAAUGAAGAUGGAAGUUUUAAAUGUAUUUGCAAACCUGGCUUCCAGCUUGCACCAAAUGGACGUUUUUGCACAGAUAUUGAUGAGUGUGAAAUAGCAGGCAUCUGCAUGAAUGGCCACUGUGUAAACACAGAAGGUUCCUUCAGGUGUGAAUGCUUCCCUGGUCUUGCAGUCGGACUUGAUGGACGCGUGUGUGUAGACACUCACAUGAGGAGCACAUGCUAUGGUGGCUACAAGAGAGGCCAGUGUGUUCGGCCACUACUGGGGGCAGUGACUAAAUCCGAGUGCUGUUGCGCCAACAUUGAAUUUGCCUUUGGUGAACCAUGCCAACCAUGCCCAGCUAAGAUGUCAGAUGAGUAUCAGGCAUUAUGUAGCAGUGGGCCAGGAAUUACAUCUGCAGGUUCUGAUAUCAAUGAAUGUGCCCUCGAUCCUGACAUUUGUCCUAAUGGAGUCUGUGAGAACCUCCAUGGAACCUACAAAUGCAUCUGUAAUGCUGGCUAUGAUGUGGAACGUACUGGAAAGAGUUGCAUUGAUAUUGAUGAAUGCGCAUUGAACAGACUGCUCUGUGACAAUGGACAAUGUCGUAACACUCCGGGAAGCUUCUCUUGUACCUGUCCUAAAGGAUAUGUCUUUAAACCUGACCUGAAAACUUGCGAAGAUGUUGAUGAGUGUGAAUCCAAUCCCUGCAUCAAUGGGAUAUGCAAAAAUAUCCCAGGAUCUUUUGUGUGUGACUGUCCCACUGGAAGUACGCUGGAUAAAACAAAGACAAUUUGCAUUGAAACGGUGAUGGGUACAUGCUGGAAAGACAUAGUGAACGACAGAUGUGAAGUUAACAUAAAUGGGGCCACUCUGAGAUCACAGUGUUGUUCAACGUUGGGAGCAGCUUGGGGAAGUCCGUGCUUACCUUGUGAAACAGAUCCUGUCUGCGCAAGAGGUUUUGCAAGGUCCAGAGGCACGCAGUGUGAAGAUGUUAACGAGUGUGAUGUGUUCCGUGGACUGUGCACCAAUGGUCAAUGUGUUAACACAUUGGGAUCUUUUGUCUGUCAGUGCCCCACUGGGAUGACGCUGGAUUCUUCUGGACGCACGUGUCUUGACAUCCGUUUGGAGACUUGCUACCUAAAACAUGAGGAUGAGGAGUGUUCUGCAGCUAUCGCUGGUCGCCACCGGAUGGAUGCCUGUUGCUGCUCUGUUGGGGCUGCCUGGGGAUUUGAUUGUGAGGAGUGUCCACCUGUGGGAACUCUGGAGUUUGCGACCCUUUGCCCCAGGGGACCUGGAUUUGCACCUAAAGAGAUAACACCCGGGAAAAUAAUUUCCAAAGACAUCAAUGAAUGUAAAAUGAUCCCAAGUCUGUGCAAGUACGGGAAAUGCAGAAACACGAUAGGCAGCUUCAAGUGCCGAUGUGACGUUGGCUUUGCGCUGGAUGCUGAAGAAAGAAACUGCACAGAUAUUGAUGAAUGCAGAAUAUCACCUGAUGUUUGUGGGCAAGGCAACUGCAUUAACACUCCAGGAGACUUUGAGUGUCACUGCUUCGAAGGCUAUGAAACUGGAUUCAUGAUGAUGAAGAAUUGUAUGGAUAUUGAUGAGUGUGAAAGGAACCCACUCUUGUGUCGCAAUGGCAUCUGUCACAACACAGAGGGAAGUUUUAAAUGUGAAUGUCCUCCUGGACAUGAGGUAUCAGCUGAUGGUUCCGCUUGCAUAGAUAUCAAUGAGUGUGAACUCGGCAUGCAGCUGUGCAGAUAUGGUCGAUGUAUAAACUUGAUCGGUACAUACCAAUGUGAAUGUGACAUUGGAUAUCAACAAUCACCUGAUAGACUGUCCUGUGUUGAUAUUGAUGAGUGUGAGCGUUUCAAUGGAGGAUGUGACACAAACUGUACAAACUCUCAAGGAAGUUAUGAAUGUAGCUGCUCAGAAGGUUAUGCCUUAAUGCCGGACCACAGAACCUGUAUCGAUAUUGAUGAGUGUGAAAAUAAUCCAAAUAUCUGUGACGGAGGACAAUGCACAAACAUACCUGGGGAAUACCGCUGUCUUUGCUUUGAUGGUUAUAUGGCGUCUAUUGAUAUGAAGACUUGUCUAGAUGUGGAUGAAUGUGAGCUUCAUUUAAACAUUUGUCUAAGUGGAAGUUGUGAGAACACCAGAGGCUCAUUCAUCUGCCAUUGCAAUCCCGGCUACUCUGGCAAGAAAGGAAUCACCGGAUGCACAGAUAUCAAUGAAUGUGAGAUCGGUGCCCACAACUGUGAUAGACAUGCCAUGUGUACCAACACUCCUGGAAGCUUUAAAUGCAGCUGCAGCCCCGGAUGGGUAGGAACCGGUGUCAAGUGCACAGACAUUGACGAAUGUUCAAAUGGGACACAUUCAUGUGAUGUUAAUGCGAAUUGCAAGAACACCAUGGGAUCAUAUCGCUGUCUAUGCAAGGAAGGAUUUUCAGGAGAUGGAUUUGUUUGCACAGAUAUUGAUGAGUGCACAGAGAAUCUGAAUCUAUGCGGAAAUGGUCAGUGUCUCAACGUCGCUGGAGGAUACCGCUGUGACUGCGAUAUGGGAUUCUUACCGAGCACUGAUGGAAAAGCAUGUGAAGAUAUUGAUGAAUGCGCUCUUCCCAACAUCUGCGUUUAUGGCACUUGCAAAAAUCUCCCUGGUCUCUUCAGAUGUGAUUGUGACUCAGGAUAUGAACUAGACAGAACUGGCGGCAACUGCACAGAUGUGGAUGAAUGUGCUGAUCCAACAACAUGUAUUAGUGGGUCAUGUGAGAACACCCCUGGCAGUUACAAUUGUGAAUGCCCCCCGGAUUUCCAGCUUAACCCUACGCGAGUUGGAUGUGUUGACACUCGGUCUGGCAACUGCUACCUGGAGGUAAAGUCACGGGGAGAUAACGGAGACCAGUCCUGCAGUAAUGAGAUCGGUGUAAGUGUGUCCAAGGCUUCGUGCUGUUGCUCACUUGGGAAAGGCUGGGGAACGCCAUGUGAGCUUUGCCCGCCUGCUAAUUCUAGUGAUUACAAAGCUCUGUGUCCCGGAGGAGAAGGUUUCAGGCCAAAUCCUAUUACUGUUAUUUUGGAAGAUAUCGAUGAAUGUUUAGAGUUGCCAGGUUUAUGCCAAGGUGGAAAGUGCAUAAACACCUUCGGUAGCUUCCAGUGUCGUUGUCCACCUGGCUUUUUCCUUAAUGAAGACACCCGUGUUUGUGAUGAUGUCAACGAAUGCGAGCAGCCUGGAAUAUGUGGCCCUGGAACCUGUUACAACACUGUGGGAAAUUACACAUGUAUAUGUCCGCCUGACUACAUGCAAGUAAAUGGAGGAAACAAUUGUAUGGACAUGAGAAGGAGUCUGUGCUUCAGGAAUUAUUAUGCCGACAAUCAGACUUGUGAUGGAGAAUUGCUUUACAACAUGACGAAAAAAAUGUGCUGCUGCUCAUACAAUAUUGGGCGUGCGUGGAACAGACCCUGCGAGGAAUGUCCUUUACCGACUACUGAUGAGUUUGCUGCACUGUGUGGAAGCACGCGGCCCGGCUUUGUCAUUGACAUUUACACAGGACUGCCAAUUGAUAUUGAUGAAUGCAGAGAAAUCCCUGGGGUUUGUGAAAAUGGCGUUUGUAUAAACAUGGUGGGGAGCUUCCGAUGCGAAUGCCCAAUGGGAUUUGUCUACAAUGACAAGUUGCUGAUCUGUGAAGACAUUGAUGAAUGCCAGAAUGGAUUUGUUUGUCAUAAGAACGCAGACUGUAUUAAUACAGCAGGGAGCUACCGUUGUGACUGCAAACCUGGCUACAAGUUCACAUCCACAGGACAAUGCAUUGAUCGCAAUGAGUGUCAGGAAAUUCCAAACGUUUGCAGCCAUGGAGUAUGCAAUGACAAGGUCGGAGGAUAUUUCUGCGUUUGCCACAAUGGAUUUAAAACCAGUGAUGAUCAGACAAUGUGUUUGGAUAUUAAUGAGUGUGAAAGAGAUCCUUGUGGGAAUGGAACAUGUAGGAACACAAUCGGUUCUUAUAACUGCCGUUGUCACGACGGGUUCAUUCUGUCUCCCAACAAUGACUGCAUUGAUAUAGAUGAAUGUGCCACCCUGAAUGGGCAGUUAUGUAGAAAUGGACAGUGCGUCAAUAUCAUUGGCUCUUUCCAGUGUGUCUGUAAUGAGGGAUUUGAGAUGGCAUCCGAUGGGAGAACAUGUCUUGAUAUCAAUGAGUGCGCCCUUGAUCCUGGAUUGUGUGCUCCUGGAACGUGUCAAAAUCUGGAUGGCUCGUACCGCUGCAUCUGUCCUCCUGGAUAUGUUCUGAAAGAUGACAAAUGUGAAGACAUUGACGAAUGUGUUGAGGAGCCAGAGAUCUGUGCUCUAGGGACUUGCAGCAAUACCCCUGGCAGCUUCUCCUGUCUGUGCCCAGAGGGGUUUGUGCUAUCAUCAACUGGACGGCGAUGCCAAGAUCUAAGACUUGGGUUCUGCUAUUCCAAAUUUGAAGAUGGGAAGUGUAUUUCCCCGAAGGCCCAAAAUCACUCAAAACAGGAAUGUUGCUGUGCAAUGAAGGAGGCUGGAUGGGGAUCUCCGUGUGAAUUGUGCCCUGUGGAAGGAGAUGAGGCUUUCCGAGAGAUCUGUCCAUUUGGAUCUGGCGUGGUUGUCGGACCAAACGAUGAGCGAAUCGACAUGGAUGAAUGUACUAUUCCAGACAAAUGCAAGAAUGGAAUAUGUAUCAACACAGACGGUUCCUAUCGAUGUGAAUGUUCCUUUGGAUAUAUACUUACAGGAGACGAGUGCAUAGAUACUGAUGAGUGCGCUGUCGGAAAUCCAUGUGGAAAUGGAACUUGCAAGAAUGUGAUUGGUGGGUUUGAGUGCACAUGUGAAGAAGGCUUCGAGCCGGGACCAAUGAUGGCGUGUGAAGAUGUCAAUGAGUGUGCACAAAAUCCUUUGUUGUGCGCUUUCCGCUGUGUUAACACCUACGGCUCCUAUGAAUGCAAGUGUCCAGCGGGUUAUGUGCUCCGAGAAGACAAGAGAAUGUGCAAGGAUCAGGAUGAGUGUGAAGAUGGGCUUCAUGACUGUGACUCUAAACAGAUGACCUGCAAAAAUCUUAUUGGAACAUUUAUGUGUAUAUGUGGACCUGGGUAUCAACGUAGGCCAGACGGUGAAGGAUGUAUGGAUCUGAACGAAUGCAGUAAGCCGGGACUAUGUGAAAAUGGAAAAUGUCUGAACACUGUCGGCAGCUACAGGUGUGAGUGCGCGGACGGAUUCAAUGCCAGCGCUACAGAGACAGAAUGUAUUGACAACAGGCUGGGAUAUUGCUUCACUGAAGUAUUACACACCAUGUGCCAGCUGGGAUCCUCUACACAGAACUCUGUCACCAAGUCUGAAUGUUGUUGUAAUGCUGGCAGAGGCUGGGGUAUUACCUGUGAGAUCUGCCCCUUCCCUGGCACUGUUCAGUUUAAAAAACUUUGCCCUUACGGCAAAGGGUACACGACUGGAGGAGAAGAUAUAGAUGAGUGUCACGUGCUACAUGGAAUCUGUCGCAAUGGACAGUGCAUCAAUCAAAGAGGAUCAUACAAGUGUCAGUGCAAUCUAGGCUAUACCCCGGAUGUGACAGGCACCUUAUGCAUAGAUCUUGAUGAAUGUGUCCAGUCUCCCAAGCCCUGCAACUUUAUCUGCAAAAAUACUCCUGGAAGCUUCCAGUGUUCUUGCCCUCGCGGCUAUGUCCUGCAAGAGGACGGGAGAAGCUGCAAAGAUCUUGAUGAAUGUGCAACCAAACAACAUAACUGCCAGUUUAUUUGUGUCAACACCUUGGGAGGAUUCACAUGCAAAUGCCCACCUGGAUUCACACAACAUCAUAGCGCUUGUAUUGAUAACAACGAGUGUUCUGAAAUGGGCUUGUGUGGUGCUAAAGGCAUUUGCCAGAACACUCCUGGGAGCUACACUUGUGAGUGUCAGCGUGGAUUUUCUCUUGACCAGAGUGGAGCAGCAUGUGAAGAUGUGGAUGAAUGUGACGGAAGCCAUCGGUGUCAGCAUGGGUGUCAGAACAUCAUAGGAGGAUAUAGGUGCAGCUGUCCACAAGGCUACUUACAACACUACCAGUGGAACCAGUGUGUGGAUGAGAAUGAAUGCAUGAGCAGCCAUGCAUGUGGAGGAGCCUCAUGCCACAACACAUUGGGAAGCUUUAAGUGCAUAUGUCCGACAGGAUUUCAUUUUGAACAGUUUGGUGGUUCUUGUCAAGAUGUCAACGAGUGCAGCUCCUCUCAAGCCCCAUGUAGCUACGGCUGUUCCAAUACAGAAGGCGGUUAUGUGUGUGGCUGCCCACCUGGAUACUUCAGAAUAGGACAAGGACACUGUGUAACGGGAGCAGGUUUAAGUGGAGCUCAGGAUAUGGCAGUCAGUGGGGAAAUUGAUGACAACUCCCUAUCCCCAGAAGCUUGCUACGAUUGUAAGAUCAAUGGCUAUCCCAAGAGGGGAAGGAAGCGGAGGAGUACCAAUGACACUGCUUCAAAUGAUGAUGAGGAGCAGCUUGUAUUGGAAGCGCCUGUUAGCCUUGCGAGUUGGGAUAUUGAAAAACCUGCAAUCCUCUCCUUUAACGUCUCCCACCUAAACACCAGAGACCGAAUUCUGGAGCUGACGCCAGCUCUCACCACUCUGAAACAUCACAACAAAUAUGUGAUAGACUCUGGAAACGAAGGUGGUUUAUUUAGGCUCAACCAGAAAGAAGGAAUCAGUUACCUGCAUCUGACCAAGAAGAAGCCGUUGGCUGGUGUAUAUAACCUGGAGAUCAGCAGUUUUCCUCUUUACAAGGAGAAAGAGCUUAUCCAGCUUGAAGACAGACACGACAGAGACUACCUCACCGGUGAAUUGGGUGACAUUCUUAAAAUGAAAAUUCAAAUCCUCCUCCAUUAGUUUCAUGAACCAAAGACGAGAAAAAUAAAACCAAAGAUUGAUAAGUAAACAUGAAUGUUCCCUCCCCAACAUCACUGAUUUCCCAUAGCAUAGGUACAAGGCAAGCCCUUUAUAACUAAGUUUCUAUGAAUUAAAAAGCACUUUCUUCUCAUAUAUGCAAGGUACAGGAUCAUUAUCCCAGCUCAACACAACCACUUUCUCAGGCUUCUUAUAUAGUACGCAGCUGAGCUACCUUGAUAUGGUGAACACGCCGAUUUUAAACUUGGGGACUUUUCCAUUGGAAGUUGGCCUUUGAUGCUGAAAGAUUUCAGCAGAGGUACACGUAGUUGUUCUCAUGUUGGACUUCUCUGGUUUGUAAAUUCAAAGUUUUCCAUGACAUCUACAAGUCGCUAAGCCAGACAUUUUUUUGGAGAUCUUUUGGUGCUAGUAACUUUUUUUAAAUAACUUUUUUUUUUUAAAUAAAUGCACUGUAAUAUUUACACAAUUUAGAAGCCAACCAUUACUCUGUCUAAACCUCAUUUUUAUUUUACUUACAAACUCAACCAAAAUUAGCUUUAGUUUAUCUCAAUUAUCUCUAUAUGUCAUGAAAAUGACAUGUGUGUAUACUGUAACCAAGCAUUUAUUUAUCCUCGGAGCAAUUGUAAACUAUAUAAAAAAAAGACCUAAAGUGGGGUUUGGGUUUUUUUUAAUGGUGCUUAUAAAGACCAACUACUUGUCUACACAGCCUAGUGGUGCAAUUUCUAUGACUAGGUGAAUGCACUGAGGUCAGGAAACAAUACACAUUAUCAGCGGAAGUUCAGUGCCAUCCUAUAACAUGCAAUAUGCAGUACGUUGCACAUCAGUAGUACCCAGUGGCAUUUUUACAAAGGGCUCAGCAUCAGGAUAGAACCGUUCUACUUUAUUGUAUUGCAUUUUUGAAGGAAAUCAAAUCUCAGUUAAAGCUACAUAGUUUGGUUACACCAUGCAUAAAUUUUCUUAUCAUACAAAUACUAUAACUGUAUGUUUCAUAUAAUGUUGUCAGGAAGACCUAGCCUGUAUUGCUUUCCUGUAAUGUCCUGUGGUACUCAGUUUUGCAUAACUAAAUCAAAACAGCUGUCUUUCAUGUGUGUGAAGAAGUAAAAUCCAUUAAAUGUACAAAAUAAAUCAGCAGCCAAUCUACUGCUGUGACUGUUACAAGGAGAA
Molecule: messenger RNA, 10095 nt
Organism: Pseudophryne corroboree (corroboree frog)
Lineage: Eukaryota; Metazoa; Chordata; Amphibia; Anura; Myobatrachidae
Gene: FBN1
Product: fibrillin 1
Exons: 66
Coding region: 292-8913 (2873 amino acids)
Molecular function (GO): calcium ion binding
Source: RefSeq, a predicted model, not a curated record